ACAAUCUAACAUUACACUUACGUGGCAGAAUGUGAACCACUUGGACACCAUGCAAAGUUGGGCAAAUUUAAAGACCCAUACGACGAUAAAACAAACAACAAAUGAAGAAUCUCUCCCAUUAUCCAAAUCCAAUCUUAGCCCUCCAUCCAUUUUCAUCAGCGGCACUCAUCCAUUUAAUAUCCCUAACCAUAUCAUAAAAAAUUUCAUAAAAUCUCCACACUUUCCCCACUCCAUUUUCACACACCACUAAAAUACAAUGGCUUCCAUUGCUAUCAAAACCUUCACCGGUCUCCGUCAAUCCUCGCCGGAAAACAACACCAUUACUCUCUCUAAACCCCUCCUUUCCGGCCAACCCCACCGUAGGUUACGUAUCAAUGCUUCAAAAUCCAGCCCAAGAGUCACCGGCCGCAACCUCCGUGUUGCGGUGGUUGGCGGUGGUCCUGCUGGUGGCGCCGCCGCUGAAACACUCGCUAAAGGCGGAAUUGAAACGUUCUUAAUAGAGCGUAAAAUGGAUAACUGCAAACCCUGCGGUGGUGCUAUUCCGCUUUGUAUGGUGGGGGAAUUCGAUCUUCCUCUUGAUAUCAUCGACAGAAAAGUUACCAAGAUGAAGAUGAUUUCUCCAUCCAACGUUGCUGUAGAUAUCGGACAGACAUUAAAGCCUCACGAGUAUAUCGGUAUGGUGCGCCGCGAAGUACUCGAUGCUUACCUCCGUGGCCGUGCUGCCGACGCCGGAGCUGCCGUUCUCAAUGGCUUGUUUCUCAAAAUGGACAUGCCGAAAGCCGCGAAUGCACCUUACGUUCUUCACUACACAUCGUACGAUUCCAAAACUAACGGCGCCGGCGAGAAACGUACUCUCGAAGUUGACGCCGUUAUCGGUGCUGACGGCGCAAAUUCCCGUGUGGCGAAAUCCAUAAACGCAGGUGACUACGAGUACGCCAUCGCAUUCCAAGAACGUAUCAAAAUUUCGCACGAUAAGAUGAAGUAUUACGAGAAUCUAGCUGAAAUGUACGUCGGAGAUGACGUUUCCCCUGAUUUUUACGGUUGGGUUUUCCCCAAAUGUGACCAUGUUGCCGUUGGCACCGGCACAGUUACUCACAAAGCUGACAUUAAGAAGUUCCAGCUAGCAACAAGGCUCCGAGCCGAUUCGAAAAUCACCGGUGGGAAAAUCAUCCGUGUUGAAGCUCACCCAAUUCCCGAACACCCAAGGCCAAAAAGAUUGCAAGACAGAGUUGCCUUAGUCGGAGAUGCAGCAGGGUACGUAACCAAAUGCUCCGGCGAAGGUAUCUACUUCGCUGCGAAGAGCGGACGUAUGUGUGCGGAAGCAAUUGUUGAAGGAUCAGAAAAUGGGAAGAGAAUGAUUGAUGAGAGUGAUCUGAGGAAGUACUUGGAGAAAUGGGACAAGACAUAUUGGCCAACAUACAAGGUUCUUGAUAUAUUGCAGAAGGUAUUUUACAGGUCGAAUCCGGCGAGGGAAGCUUUUGUAGAGAUGUGCGCAGAUGAGUAUGUGCAGAAGAUGACAUUUGAUAGCUAUUUGUACAAGAAAGUGGCACCAGGGAACCCCAUUGAAGACUUGAAGCUUGCUGUGAAUACUAUUGGAAGUUUGGUGAGGGCUAAUGCACUAAGAAGGGAAAUGGACAAGCUCAGUGUAUAAGAGAGGAUGAAUUUAAUUUCAUACUACUAAUAUUUUCUAAACUUGAUUUGUAAUUCAAGUAUUUAUUAUGUCUUUAAUCGGAUUUCAUGUUACUUGUUGAA
Messenger RNA from Capsicum annuum, 1752 nucleotides. Its product is annotated as geranylgeranyl diphosphate reductase, chloroplastic. Bases 257 to 1651 code for a protein of 464 amino acids. Lineage: Eukaryota; Viridiplantae; Streptophyta; Magnoliopsida; Solanales; Solanaceae. The transcript has a single exon. The record is from RefSeq and is a predicted model, not a curated record. Gene Ontology annotation, biological process: chlorophyll biosynthetic process; photosynthesis. Gene Ontology annotation, cellular component: chloroplast thylakoid membrane. Gene Ontology annotation, molecular function: FAD binding; oxidoreductase activity, acting on the CH-CH group of donors, NAD or NADP as acceptor.